Molecule: messenger RNA, 2193 nt
Organism: Pangasianodon hypophthalmus (striped catfish)
Lineage: Eukaryota; Metazoa; Chordata; Actinopteri; Siluriformes; Pangasiidae
Gene: gask1b
Product: golgi associated kinase 1B
Exons: 4
Coding region: 525-1967 (480 amino acids)
Cellular component (GO): Golgi apparatus
Source: RefSeq, a predicted model, not a curated record
UCUGCAGAGAGUCAGACACGGGGUGUGUUCCUCCAGGAGUUUGGGGUGGUGUUUGUUAUUUUAUUAGACUUGAUGUCAGAUCAGUACUCAGUAGUUUGGUUCAGUAUUUCCUGCGCUGCUGUGCGCUUUGAGGACGCGGAGGUGCUCUUAUCGGAAAAAGGAAAAUAAUUAUGACUAAUUGGACUGUGCGUGUUGUGUAAAUGGAUGUGAAAUGCAGGGAGGUUGAGAAUGAGUGUUUUAUAUCUCAUCUUAGAUAAAAAAAAAAAAAAAAAAACGCUGCUGAAAUGAUUUAUUCAGCGACUGCGCGCGCGUCAUUCAUUUAGCGCAAUUUUCGGAUUUUGAUGCGACAUUUAAAUCUUUCUCUUUUUUUUGGAGAAGUGAAUAUUUUUAAUUAUAAACAACACUCAGGAAAUUAAGGAGGUUUACUCGUUCACCAGCUCUGGACUCGAGCUGUCCUGUUCCAGGCUUCAGAGCGCCGAAAAUGAAACGCCAAGCAAGCAUGCGGAGAUAAGCUUCACAUCCUGAUGGAGAAACAUCUGAUCCGUCCUGGUAGGAGCGCACACACACUCAUCCAUCUGACCUGCGUGUCCUUUUGGAGGUUCUUAAGAUCCUGCUGGAGAUUCUCCAGGUCCAGGAGAGCUUUACUCCUCGCCUUCGCCUGCUUGCUCUACCUCUUCUGCUUGGAGUUGUGGAUCAGCCGUGGAGAUCAUGACCGAAAACUGACCGAGGGCAGAAGAUGGAUUUUGGAAAGGAUUCCGGGAUCUCCUUCUCCAACACGCUCCAAUGUAGUCUACAUCACCCUCAAGUCCAAAAGACACAAACCUGCCGUCCUGAGAGCGACGCUGCGCCCCAAAUCACGCAGGAAGAAGGUGAGGAACGUGGAGAACCAAAACCAAGACACAACCCACCAUCAUGGAGAAGAAACGCUGAGGCAUGCUGAAUCUAGAGACUCGUGGAGGCAGGUUCUCCAUUCAAUUUAUAAACCAGGACAGCUCAACGACGAUAAUGUUGGAAGCUCCAUCCGGAUCUACAGCCAGAAAUCUCCACCAUGGUUCAGCCAAGCUGAUAUAGAAACCAUGCGCUUCCUCUCCAAGUGCAAAAUCAGCCGUGUGGAAGUUCUCGAACCGGAGAACGCUCCUCCCGCGCUCCUGUUUAAGAGUGUGAGUGGGUUUAAUCAGAGCUCGGACCGUGCAGGAGAGUGUGAUGGAAGAUGUGGAGUCAUUAAGAGACCUGAGGACAUGAGCGAAGUGUUCGCUUUCCACCUGGACCGAGUUUUAGGGCUCAAUCGCAGUUUAGUGGCCAUCAGCAGGAGGUUCCACGCUCUGGAUGGUCAGCUGUGUCCGGUGACCCUGUACGACCCGUCUGUUGUUCCGGUACCCGAGUCGAGAUCAGGUGCUCUGAGGUGGAGCUCGUAUCAGACGUCGUUACAGUACAGGUGCUGGCAGCGCGGCGUCCCGAAACCCGAGUGGAGCUGCAGCAGCCUCCAUCAUCAUGAGUGGAGCAAAGUGACGCUGUUCGACUUCCUGCUGCAGAAUCACCAGCGGCUCGACAGGAACUGCUGUGGCUUCAGGCCACGCCCACAGGACAGCUGUGUCCAGCUCGGCUAUCACAGAGAGUGCAGUAAUGUGGACAACCUCAAGCUUUCACACAUCGUCCAUCGCAAGAACGACCCGAGACGUCUCGUCUACGUCAACAACAAAGCCUUCUUCGACCGGGACGAAGAAAACCUCGACUUUAAACUGCUCGAGGGAAUCAAAGAACUCCCUGACGUAGCAGUGAGUGUCUUGCGCUCUCAGCGUCUCCGUCAGAACCUCCUGCAGUCUCUGUUUGUGGACGAACAGUUUUGGGAGAAUCAGGGAGGACGCCGAGGCAUCGAGAAGCUCAUCGACGUCAUUGAGAGACGAGUGAGAGUCUUACUGCGCUACAUCAACGCUCACGGCAUCAACGUCGUCGCCAUGAACUCGUAAACAACCACAGGACACAUUUUCAAUGAUUAAUUUAUUAUUAUUUUUUAAUUAACGUUCAAUAAUCACAACACAGUUAUGCACUCAUGUUCCUGAUCAUUUCAUGUCAUCAAAACAUUGAUUACAUCAUCGUUAUCAUCGUUGUUCCACUGUAACAGUUUCAUGUCCGUUUCCAAAGGAACGUUUUUGACCAUAAAUAAACGUCCACUGUCUCUUUACCCUGAAGGUA